Messenger RNA from Rhizophagus irregularis DAOM 181602=DAOM 197198, 428 nucleotides. Lineage: Eukaryota; Fungi; Glomeromycota; Glomeromycetes; Glomerales; Glomeraceae. The record is from RefSeq and is a predicted model, not a curated record.
UGGAUCUAAUGAAUCUAACGGAUCUAAUAAAUAUAAUGGAUCUAAUGAAUCUAAUGGAUCUAGUGAUCUAAUAGAUCUAAUGGAUCCAAUCUAAUGGGUCUAAUGGAAUCAGAUGUCCAUUAAUAGGUUCGAUUAUAUUUAUUAUUUAAUCACAUGUAAAUAUUCCAAAUAGAUCAUUACGAGCAUUUAAUUACUUUGUGAAUACCUCAAAUGGUCUAUUUGGAUUAUUUGGAAUAUUUAGAAAUAAUAAAUUCUAAACUUUAUUUGGUUUAUUCUUUUUCUUUUUAUGCUCCACGAUUAUUAUAUUAUAUUAUAUUAGCUUUUAUUUCAUGUAUUCAUUUAUUUUAUUUAGUUUUAUUUAUUUAUUUCAAAGAUUCCUUUUUUUCUCAAUAAAAAUUUAUCAUUUAUCUUACUACUGAUUUUCCAUC